AUGAGAUUCCUUUCUGAUUUUCAAAGGUGGUGGAAGCAAUCCAUUGGUGUUUCUGAUGUUGGUGGAGGUGAUUUCUUUCUUGGAAUGAAAUUGGGAAGGGCUCAUAGCUUUGGAUUUGAAAAGGGUAACGAAUCACUCACAAGACAGAGAGGUGAGGCCAUUAGUUUGACCAUUGUGCGUAUGCACCACAUGCAUGUCGGUCCUACCAUAUUUGAAAGUUUUGUCGGACUAAUCACAGCCGUUGGAUGGUCCAGCCGUGUUUCAGCAGGACGGCUGAAGAUCUCGCUGACUUUUAAAAUUAUUGCUGGAUUAGUUAGAGGCAAAAUAAAUGAUGUGACUGAAAAUAAUAAAAUUCAAUGUGGAAAAGUUGAAGAAUGGGACCCAUGUUUCGGAACAGAAACCAUUACAAAGGUGGCCGAAUGA
Messenger RNA from Sphenostylis stenocarpa, 423 nucleotides. Lineage: Eukaryota; Viridiplantae; Streptophyta; Magnoliopsida; Fabales; Fabaceae. The record is from the annotation of a GenBank genome assembly.